UUGUGAGGUUAAGUGUUUCCAUCAGAAGAUAAACAAUUGAUUUUGGGAGUUUCCGUAAAUUUGCUGGAUUUCCUGCCAUGUUUCCUCAUCUUUCAGGCUGGAGGGUCAACAUUGGACAACUUCAGGAAGCCUGCGCGAAGGAAUUGCUGGGAAUUUUGGAAAAAUGUGAAGGAACAAAGGCCAUAAUCUGGGAUGAGAGCCUUGCAGGACCUGUUGGAUUGAUUGCAAAAUAUACAUUCCUGAAGGAACAUAAUGUGACAAAAAUGUUCCCUCUCAGUGGGGAUCCACUCCCGGACAUUGAUGUGAAGAGUAUAAUCUUCAUAACUCGCCCCAAUUUGAAGCUGAUGAGCUACAUUGCUGAUAACAUACACAGCGAAGAGAGAAAGCGCAAAACAACAAUUAAAAAGGAUUUUCAUCUGUAUUUCCUGCCCAAGAAGUCCCUCCUGUGUGAGAAGCACCUGAAGAAUAAGGGCGUUUACGGAAGUUUGAGUCAUGUUGGGGAAUUUCGAUGUGAUUUCUUUCCCGUUGAUAAUGAUUUGCUCUCAAUGGAGAUAAGGGAUGCCUUCCGAGAGUUACACAUUGAGGGAGAUCCCACAUGCCUGCAUCAGAGUGCAGUGGCUCUUGUCACGCUGCAGCGUCUCUAUGGGCGGAUUCCGCGUGUCUGCGGAAAGGGAAUCUAUGCUGAGAAAUUGUGGGAGCUUACAAAAUCUCUCGGCAGAGAUGACACCCAGAUUGGGCAGGGAAAUGAGAAGGGUAGCAUCGAUCAUAUGGUUAUCCUCGAUAGAUCAGUCGACCUUAUGAGUGUUCUGGCCACGCAACUCACGUACGAGGGGUUAAUUGAUGAAAUCUUCGGCAUCAGCAACACCACCCUCCAUCUUCCGGCAGAUCGCUUCAGGCGUACCGAUGAACAACCUUUGCCGGCUCUCUCGACAACCGAAACAAAGCAGAUAAUCCUCAAUUCCGGCGAAGAGCUCUACGGAGAGAUUCGCGAUAAGAAUUUCAAUGCUGUUGGGCAGAUCCUCUCCAGGCAUGCAAACAGCAUCUCAACAGCACUUGAGGAGAGGCACGGAGACAAAUCCGUGUCAGCAAUGAAGAAAUUCGUUGAGCGAUUGCCCAUUAUGUUGGCGAAGAAGGCAUCUUUGGCCACGCACACCACCAUUGCGGAACUCAUCAAGGAGGUAACGGACUCCCCAACCUUCCUCGAUGAAUUGGAAUGCGAACAGGAGUUCCUCAUGUGUGCCGAUGUCGAUCGUCCCAGUGCCUUCAUUGAAGACCUCAUAGCGAAGCAGGCACCCCUCCGGAAUGUUCUUCGUCUCAUUUGCAUGCAAAGUCUCGCGGGUUCAGGGCUCAAAUCCAAAGUCCUGGACUACUACAAGCGGGAAUUGGUGCAAGUGUACGGCCUCGAGUGCCUCCUGACGUUGAGUAAUCUCGAAAAAGCCGGUCUCCUGCGACCACAGACCGGCAAUCGCAGCUACGCCAUCCUCAGGAAGAUGCUCAACCUCACCGUGGACGAUGCUGUGGAAGUCUCCCCGAAGGAUAUAAGCUACGUGCACAGUUUCUAUGCUCCGCUCUCGGUGCGCCUCAUUGAGCAUCUACUAAAGCCAAACGGAUGGCAGGGGCUAAAUGAUGUGCUCUCAUGCCUCCCUGGACCAACCUUUGAUGACUUCCAGGCUUCUCCGUCAUCCUUCGGCACCCGCAGGGGCUCCUUUACGAGCGAAAUCAGUCAAUCGGACAUUCCACGAACUAUUCUGGUCUUCUUCCUCGGUGGAUGUACCUUCGCCGAGGUGGCUGCGCUGCGAUUCUUGGCUCAACAGGAGGAGAAUAAUGUGGAAUUUAUUAUUGCCACUACGAAGCUCAUCAAUAAGAACACCUUCCUGGAUUGCUUCAUCGAAAAGGCAUCAACAGAAUAGAUCUCAUUGACUCUUAUCCACCUCCUGAAAGAAAUAUUUACUACAUUUUUAUAAAAAGUAUAAAAUUAAUAAUGUCGCUAUGCUUGAAGCAUGAUUGAUUUUGCUUUGAAUAUUAUUUUAUGUUGAAAAAAAAAUACAAAAAUAAUUUUAUCCACAA
This is a messenger RNA of Lutzomyia longipalpis, 2067 nucleotides long. RefSeq names its product vacuolar protein sorting-associated protein 33A (gene car). The record is from RefSeq and is a predicted model, not a curated record. The transcript is spliced from 4 exons. Gene Ontology annotation, cellular component: lysosome; CORVET complex. Gene Ontology annotation, biological process: vesicle-mediated transport; intracellular protein transport. NCBI's taxonomy places the organism in Eukaryota, Metazoa, Arthropoda, Insecta, Diptera, Psychodidae. The coding region runs from base 78 to 1910 and encodes 610 amino acids.